UUGCCGCAAUUUGAAAAACUGUUAAAAGAAGCCUGGAAAACCUUAGUGAUUGUAAGUUAAUGACUCAGUAUUUCUUAAGUAAUUUUGUAUCGACACCAUGGCCGCACUGGAACCAUAUGCUGAUUUAAUUAAAGACUUAUUUGAAACUGGCAAGACACACGUAGAGAUUUCCACAAAGCUGCAGCAGAUGGGUAUCCAGCGAUGUUCUGAAAUGAGUGUGAGAAGAUUCUGUGUUCAGCACAACCUUAAGCGAAAAAGACAUGUAUCGGACACAGAACUGGAGAGGGCUGUGGUUGGAUCAAUAUAUGAAACAGGCCCAUCAUAUGGCCGCAAGUUCAUGACUGGCUAUCUGUCUUCAAUGGGAGUGCACGCCGGAGAAUGUCGAGUUGGCAAAAUCCUCAGAGAAAUUCAUCAGCCAUACCACGAAUUCCGACGCCAGGGUGCUCGUAAUCUAAAUCCAAUCCCGUAUCAUGCAGAAUAUAUGGGCCAUAAAAUUCACCUGGACCAAAACGAGAAGCUUGUGAUGUUUGGAGCGACACACGUAGUGGCAGUUGAUGGCUACAGCAGCAAAAUUGUUGCCAAUGCCACCAUGCCAGUAAAAAACAACCUUGUGAUAUAUGAGGAAGUCUACAGAUCUGCAGUGGUUAACCAUGGGAUGUGGGACCAACUCAGAGUCGACCAUGGCAGGGAGUUUUACAUGUGCUUGUACAUGCAAGAGAUGCUGUCAAGACAUGGACACAACCCUAGCAGGCCACCAUACCUUCAAACAACAUCUACAAGGAAUCUUCGAGUGGAAAGGAUUUGGCCUGAAGUGAACAAUCGCGUUAACUACCCAUUGAAACAGGCCCUGGUACAUCUGCUGGACCAAGAAGUCCUCAACAUGGAGGACAAUAUGACUAAAUUCUGCAUUUCAAACCUGACAUGUCAAUUAAGCCAAAUUGGACUAGGCAGAGUGGUGCAAUCGUGGAAUGCACACAGGAUCCCAAGACGUGGGAUACCCAAUGAACUUGCAGCAGGUGGCUGUCCUGCUAAAAUCUCUGGAGAGCUGCUGCCCAAUGCCUCUGUUGUGGCAAACAUGUAUGAGCAGGAGUUUGGAUCCUCGCUGACUUGGGUGUCAGUUUUUGGAACUGACCCAUUUUCAUCUGAGGAGGAUAGAUGUCAUGCAGAACAAGACUUUGCAGAAAACUACCCAGACAUCUCUCUUCUUUUUAAUCAUGUGGUAAACAAUGACUAUACACCUUUCCAAGAUGCCUUGUUGUACCUCAUAAAUAUUACCCAAAGAUAUGCCUGA
Messenger RNA from Etheostoma spectabile (orangethroat darter), 1291 nucleotides. RefSeq lists its product as uncharacterized. Bases 98 to 1291 code for a protein of 397 amino acids. NCBI's taxonomy places the organism in Eukaryota, Metazoa, Chordata, Actinopteri, Perciformes, Percidae. The transcript is spliced from 6 exons. The record is from RefSeq and is a predicted model, not a curated record.